AUGGAUAUUACAGUUGCUCUCCUUUGGUGUCUGUUUGUGUUGCUUUUCUUCAAGUUCUAUCGAACCAGGGCAGAAAGUAUGAAAAUAUUCCAAAAAAUGAAUGUUCCAGGACCCACUCCAAAUUUUCUCUUCGGAAAUCUCCUCGCCUUUUAUGACACCUACUUAGACUGGUAUCACAUAUAUGGAAAAACAUAUGGCUAUUUCGAAGGAUUACGCCCUGUUCUGGUCACCGCUGACCUUGAUGUCCUGCAUCAAGUGAUGGUCAAGAAAUUCGACGUAUUCCAUGCCAGAAAGGUCUUCCCAGUUCAAGUUGAUCCUGACAAAGACGAAGAGGUCCACAUGUUUUUUGCUCGCGGUGACCGAUGGAAGCGGCUAAGAGCCAUCAGUAAUCCUGCUUUCACAAAUGCUAAAAUUCGAAAGAUGUCCCAAUUGGUGCACAAAACGAUUGACAGCGUCAUAUAUCUUCUCAGAAAGAAAGCCGAGACGAAUAGCGAGGUUGAAAUGUAUGAGUAA
Molecule: messenger RNA, 513 nt
Organism: Acanthosepion pharaonis
Lineage: Eukaryota; Metazoa; Mollusca; Cephalopoda; Sepiida; Sepiidae
Source: the annotation of a GenBank genome assembly